AUGGACACCCACAUCGGAUCCGUGGACGGGCCGGCGGCGGCGGCGGCGGCGGCGUCGAACAACACGGUGAGCUGCCCGGCGUCGGCGCCGGGGUGCCCGAUGGCGUCCACGCCGGCGCAGCCCGCGGAGACCCUGUCGGCGGGGGAGGCGUCGCUGGGGCGACACCUCGCGCGCCGCCUCGUGCAGGUCGGCGUCAACGACGUCUUCGCGGUCCCCGGGGACUUCAACCUCACGCUGCUCGACCACCUGAUCGCCGAGCCCGGGCUGCGCCUCGUCGGCUGCUGCAACGAGCUCAACGCCGGGUACGCGGCCGACGGGUACGCGCGCGCGCGCGGCGUCGGGGCCUGCGCCGUCACCUUCACCGUCGGGGGCCUCAGCGUGCUCAACGCCAUCGCGGGCGCCUACAGCGAGAACCUGCCCGUCAUCUGCAUCGCCGGCGGGCCCAACUCCAACGACUACGGGACCAACCGCAUCCUCCACCACACCAUCGGCCUCCCCGACUUCUCGCAGGAGCUGCGCUGCUUCCAGACCGUCACCUGCCACCAGGCGGUGGUGACCAAUCUGGACGAUGCGCACGAGCAGAUCGACACGGCCAUUGCCACGGCACUGAAAGAGAGCAAACCGGUGUACCUCAGCAUCAGCUGCAACCUCCCCGGGUUGCCUCACCAUACCUUUAGCCGUGACCCCGUGCCCUUCUUCCUUACCCCCAGGAUGAGCAACAAGAUGGGGCUAGAGGCUGCAGUGGAGGCAACUGUUGAAUUCCUGAACAAGGCGGUGAAGCCAGUGCUUGUCGGUGGCCCCAAACUGCGUGUGGCAAAGGCAGGAAAGGCAUUUGUCGAUCUGGUAGAUGCCAGUGGCUAUGCCUAUGCAGUGAUGCCAUCGGCCAAGGGCCUUGUGCCAGAGACGCACCCUCACUUCAUCGGCACCUACUGGGGCGCCGUCAGCACUGCCUUCUGUGCUGAGAUUGUUGAGUCCGCAGAUGCCUACCUCUUUGCUGGCCCCAUUUUCAAUGACUACAGCUCUGUUGGCUACUCAUUCCUCCUCAAGAAGGACAAGGCCAUCAUCGUCCAGCCUGAGCGUGUGAUAGUUGGGAAUGGGCCUGCAUUCGGAUGUGUGAUGAUGAAGGAGUACUUGUCUGAAUUGGCUAAGAGGGUUAAGAAGAACACCACUGCCUAUGAGAACUACAAGAGAAUCUUUGUACCUGAGGGCCAGCCGCUGGAAAGCGAGCCGAAUGAGCCACUGCGAGUCAAUGUGCUCUUCAAGCACAUCCAGAAGAUGUUGACCGGUGAUAGUGCCAUGAUCGCUGAGACCGGUGACUCCUGGUUCAACUGCCAGAAGCUUAAGCUGCCAGAAGGCUGUGGAUAUGAAUUCCAAAUGCAGUAUGGUUCAAUUGGAUGGUCAGUGGGUGCAUUGCUUGGCUAUGCUCAGGGUGCGAACCAGAAGCGUGUGAUUGCCUGCAUUGGUGAUGGGAGCUUCCAGGUUACAGCACAGGAUGUGUCAACUAUGUUGCGAUGUGAGCAGAACAGCAUAAUCUUCCUGAUCAACAAUGGUGGGUACACUAUUGAGGUGGAAAUCCAUGACGGACCAUACAACGUCAUCAAGAACUGGAACUACACUGGCUUUGUGGAUGCCAUCCACAAUGGAGAGGGCAAGUGCUGGACCUCCAAGGUGAAGUGCGAGGAGGAGCUGACGGCAGCUAUUGAGACGGCGCUAGGGGAGAAGAAGGACUGCCUGUGCUUCAUCGAGGUGAUCGCGCACAAGGACGACACCAGCAAAGAGCUGCUGGAAUGGGGUUCCAGGGUUUCUGCUGCCAACUCCCGGCCACCGAAUCCUCAGUAG
Molecule: messenger RNA, 1839 nt
Organism: Miscanthus lutarioriparius
Lineage: Eukaryota; Viridiplantae; Streptophyta; Magnoliopsida; Poales; Poaceae
Source: the annotation of a GenBank genome assembly